AGGCGGGGGAAGAGAAAAGAGCGGACGCGGCGCCGCCGCCAUUGCACAGGUUCCGCUCCCGCCGCCAUUCCCGGCCUGUCCCGGCCAUGUACCGGCCGGGAUUCCGCGCGCCGACACCUCCCUACGCGGGCGGCGGCUUCCGGAGCCCUCCCUCCGGCGGAGGGCCCCUGCCGCCCUCUCCGCGGGGCUACGGGAGCCCCCACCACACGCCCGGGCGCUUCGGGAGCCCCUCGCCCGGGGCGCAGACCCCGCGCAGGCCGCAGAGCGUCAGUCCCCGGUACCCGGCUCCGUACGGCGGCGCGUCCCCGGCCGGAGCGCCUCUGCACCCGCCGCCGCAGCACAAGCGCUCGCCCGGCGGCUUCCAGAGGCACUUCCAGGGAUCACCCAGGACAUCUACUCCAUUUGGUACAGCGCAUGGCAGAGAGAAAAGAGUGUCUAAUGAUGUGGAAAACUAUUACAGACCUUCAAUGCUUGAGGACCCAUGGGCUGGCCUAGAGCCAGUUUCUGUUACAGACAUAAACCAGCAAUACAGCAGUGAGCAAACAACAUGUACUGGUAAAAAAGGGAGGUAUUUCAGCUAACACUUUUAAAGGCCAAAUAACUCCAUCUUGUCAGGAAAACUUUGGGACAGAAUCUUUACACUUACACAAGAUGAACAAUAAUCAAGACCUUAGAUAAUACUUUUAUUUCAUCACAUGUCCACCCUUUUAUCCUACCUUUUUUUAUUGCAUUGGAUAUUUUUAUGUGUGGGAGGCAAAAGGAGUGGUAGGAAAACUUAUAUUUCUGGCUAUGUGGAAGUGCCUACCAGCUCUGAAGAACAAAGUGUUCUUUAAUCACCAGCGACUGAUUUGUGACUGUUAAAACAAGUUUCCAUAUACUUACCUCUCCCAUGCCAGAUUGUUUGCCUUUUAUUGUGAAGUAUCUUAGGGAGUGGUAUUUUUUUAUGUUUCAACAAUUUUACAAUGAAAUAACUUGGAAGUAAAAUAAAGUUUUGUAAAUCCUUGUUUUGUAAUGUAUAAAGAAUAUUUUAGGAGCUUUGUUAAGGUGUACACGUUAACACAGUAGUUCUCAACACUGAAAUUAGGUGACUUCUGUAAAUGUGCUUGUAUGCUGUAGUUAACAUCUGGUUUUGUGCAUAGUAAUUCUUGUUAAUCGCAGUGUAAUGUAAAGUUGAAACAUGACUUACAGCCAUCUCAGGAAACAAAUGUAUGGGUUUUGGAAAGUUUAAUUUGUUGAACAAACUCUUGAAUCACAAACUCAAUUCUGGAAUUGCUUGUUUUUAUGUUUAAAAAAUAUAUAUUUGGAUCAAUAUUAGAAAUUCCUGGAUUAUAGUAACAAGUCUGUUCAGUGACAGUUUAGGUCUAAAGGAUGCAAAACAUCAAGCUUACAUAAAUGCAAAUGUUCUUUCUGGACCCAUCUGCUAGAAUAGUACAGAAUAAAUAACAGGUUUUGUUACAUAGUUGACAUUAGUACGUGCAUAGCAUCUUUUUUUAAUCUGUUUUAUAUUUUUCAAUUAUUUUUUAUUAUUACUUACAGCAGGGCAUCAUUGCCAGGAGGAUUGUUUUAUUUGUUAUAUGCUAUAUUUUUAUACUGAAGAGGAAAGCAAUGAGUUGGGGUUUUUUUUAGAGCUUGUCUUUAUGUGGAAGAUCCAUGCUUAAAUACAGGAGUGAAUAUCAUAAUCUAGAAUAAAAAAGAAAUAGUUCCAGCUGCAGGCAUGUUCUUAACUUGCCAUGUUAAGCCUGCAGUAGUGAGAUACAUUUUUGUUGAACAUACCACUAUUUGUUUGUUGAUCUUGACUUUUAAGUCAAGGUACAGUGUAAAAACUUGCUUAAAUAAAACCAUUAGUUUGGUUUUCAAAAUA
Cyanistes caeruleus (blue tit) is the source of this 1861-nucleotide messenger RNA. The record is from RefSeq and is a predicted model, not a curated record. Lineage: Eukaryota; Metazoa; Chordata; Aves; Passeriformes; Paridae.